This is a messenger RNA of Sycon ciliatum, 708 nucleotides long. RefSeq lists its product as uncharacterized. The transcript has a single exon. The record is from RefSeq and is a predicted model, not a curated record. Lineage: Eukaryota; Metazoa; Porifera; Calcarea; Leucosolenida; Sycettidae. The coding region runs from base 1 to 708 and encodes 235 amino acids.
AUGGGGACAGCUCCGCAGCGCUUAUACAGAGUGUCAUUGCUAAUUCGUAUACUGUUGACUGAAACCUGGCUUGAACCUCGUGUGAAAGGUGCAUCGAAAAGCUCCUUCAAGACAAAUAUCGGAGUCCCUCAAGGGGACAGUCUCUCUCCAGUGCUUUUCACCAUUUACCUGGAGGCUGCUCUCCGGGACCUACGACAGGAGCUGCCAUCUCGCCCUGCUGUGGACAAUGACCUGCCGCUGGAUAUCGCAUACGCGGACGAUGUUGAUUUUGUGAGCCGGGAUGAGAUGUUUCUCAGUGAAGUUGAACAACAAGCUCCAGCAGUUCUUGCGAGAUGGAACCUGAACGUUAAUCCCUCCAAGACAGAGCAUACCACCGUCGCCCGAUUUCCCGAUAGGAACCAAGAAACGUGGCGUACUGUCCACCAACUAGGCUCUCUCCUUGGUGACGCCGAAGAUGCUGCUCGGAGGCGUCAACUGGCCGCCGUCGCCUUCAACUCACUCCUCAAGAUCUGGACCCGGAGGCGCCAGAUCAGUGAAGGUCUUCGGCUGAGGCUCUACUACGCCUACGUCAUCCCAGUCCUUACCUACAACUGCGGCACUUGGGGCCUACCGAUGUCGGAGCUCAUCGACAUGCGGUACCCUAAACGAAUUAGUACUUUUUUGUAUUUAUAUCAUUAUCUCAUGGCACAUCAUGAUGACGGCCAAUAA